This is a messenger RNA of Petromyzon marinus (sea lamprey), 4915 nucleotides long. Its product is annotated as CD109 antigen-like. Gene Ontology annotation, cellular component: extracellular region. NCBI's taxonomy places the organism in Eukaryota, Metazoa, Chordata, Hyperoartia, Petromyzontiformes, Petromyzontidae. The record is from RefSeq and is a predicted model, not a curated record. Gene Ontology annotation, molecular function: endopeptidase inhibitor activity.
AGCAGAGGAAAUUUGACUACGGGAGAUUGCGCAACUCCCAACCACCACCUUCACCCUGUUACGUUACAUAAUAGGCGUGAACUGGCUGCCUGUUUAAAUUAUCCCACCCACCCUGAUCCUUCCCUGCCACCCCCUGAGCCACCACCAACACCGCCGCUCUAUAUAAACAGGAAACAGCGGGAGGCGAGUUCACGUUUGUCCACCGCGAGGCGCGCAUCUAUCCACAGCUCUGCAGCCAGGACAGAGGCUCCAACCGUUCCCCUGAAGGCUGCGCGAUCCAGGCACUCGAGAUGCGUCUCUUCUUCCUGCUGACGCUUUCGGUCGCUGUGGCCAAUGGCUCAUACUUCGUCACCUACCCACGCAAGUGGAGCAGCGGCGACUUCACGAUGGCCGUCUCCCUCCUUUGGAUCAACGGCAGCGAGACCCAAGCGGACGUGACCCUGCAGCUUCAGCCCAACGGCAUUCGCAAGGAGCUUAGCGGCCUGCGUGUGGGUUCAACCAGAAAAGUGACCUUCAGUGAGGCCGAGAUCCUGACAGGUAACACCAGACGCUACGACAUAACCAUCACAGGCAAGGCCGACGGCAGGGAGCUUUUCUUCACGCAGCUGCGCCGCAAUGUGGCCCCACGGGACGUAGGCAUCUUGGUGCAGCUCAACCGCUUGGUCUACGCGCCGGGCGACGAGGUGCACUUCAACGUGAUCGGCGUCUACCGGAACCUCUUGCCCUACCACGGGUCUUUCAACGUCUCCGUGUGGAACCCAGUGGGGUUGCUGGUGCAGUCGUGGAAGGACGUGCAAGCAAAGAACGGCGCCAUCUCCCUGCACUUCCCUCUGUCCGUGCUGGCGGAAAAAAACCGAUGGAGAAUACACGUGGAGGCCGAGAGAUUCCAGACUGUUACCCAGUUCACAGUUAACAACAACAGUCGCCGCACCAGUGAGUUGAUCGUCGAACUCCCGAGCUACUUCUCCCUCGAUGGCAGCGAUGAUGCUUCAGUGACGAUAACUGCAUGGAGCCGAGGUCAGCCUCGGCAAGGCAUCGCACAAGUCACCGUCGGCACGUUUUUCAGCGACGCGUCCAUCAGGAUGAACGUAACGUUGCAGAUUUCUGGAACGACAAACGUCAUCAUCAGACGUAAUGACAUCCUGACCCUGCUCAACAAUUAUCAGUGGAAUCAGGAGGGUCGUAGAGCAUUCUACGUCACCGUUGAGGUCAAGGAUGACCAGACAGCCAGGACAGUAAGCCACACCGAUACAAUUCGCCUUGUACAACAUAGAGUGAAGCUCACCAAUGUGAAAAGCUCGCAACUCAAGCCGGGUCUUCAUUACCACCAAGAAAUCUGGGUAUCUCUCGCAGAUGACCAGCCACUCACGGCCCAGGAUCUAGGCACAAAGCUCAUGGUGACGGUAACUCAGGCCUCAUCAUUGAUGCCUAGGAAUGGGUGCAAGCUUCUCAACCAAUCUUUGAACGACCAAAGAUUUCAAAGAAAUUACAUGGUCCCUGCCAGCGGGGUCGUUUCUGUGGACGUACCGACGUCUCGCGACUCCAUCGUGCUCUUCGUGGAGGCUCGAUUUGGAGAGGUCGAAUUUUGUCAUUCGGUGUAUAUGAACAUGAAUUUCCGUCUCGGCCUCAGCUUGGAUUUCACCGCCAAUCAGUCCGUCGCCAGGGUUGGGAUGCCUGUUCCCUUCACGGUGGAAACUCUGGAUAACAUCACAGAGGUGUCCUACCAGGUGGUGUCGAGGGGCCAACUGGUGGAGGCCGGCACGGCGGCCAUGCCGCGGUUCUUGCUGACGCCGUCGCGGGCCUGGGGCCCCGUGGCCCACGUCAUCGCGUAUUACACAGACAGCAGCAACAUGAUCGUCCACGACAUGGUCUCGCUGCCAGUGCUGGGUUACCUCCUCAACGAGGUGACCGUGACCUGGAGCAAGGCCACGGCUAUGCCUGGAGAUAAUGUGAGCCUGGAGGUGAGGGCCUCUGACCCCGGGUCGUUUGUGGGAGUCGCCGUGUCCCCGUACUCCACGGACGGAAGGGCAAGUAACUUGGACAUGGAGAACACGGUUAUCUAUCAGCUGGACUCUGAUUUGCAAAACUGGAUGCACGUCAAGUUCGAGGCGGCCGGCCUGGAAUACCUCUUGGACGGGGACCUGCAGGGCUGGGGCAUUGACCAUCUUGCACAAAUGGGGGAGGUGGAGCAAAUGGGGGAGAUGGCGCCUCAACCGGACGUUCAAGUCUCCAACUCGGAGUUUUGGUUGUGGCAGACGGGCAUUCUGGGACCUAACAGGAGGAGCACGUUCACAGACACCGUCCCGGGAAUCAACACGGUGUGGGAGGGCUAUGCCCUGUCUAUGUCCAAUACCAAUGGCCUCGGCCUGGCAAAGACCGGCACCCAGCUGAAGGUGUUUUCGCCGUUGCACAUCUCCAUGAACGUUCCGGAAGUCGCCAUUCUGGGGGAGGAGUUCAUCGUGGUGGCCACCGUCUUCAACAACCAAGAGACAGGGGCGGCCGAGGUCGUGGCGACGCUGCAGGAGAGCGAUGCCAACUUCACCGUGCUCUUCCCGUCGGCCGGCACCGUCGCCAACCAGCGCGGCCUCGUGGUGCCCGCGGGCGAGCUCAGGACCGCGUCAUUCGCCGUGUCGCUGCUCGUCGUGGGCGAGGUCUCCUUCACAGUGGUCGUCUCCUACCAGGGCAUCAACUACACCGUGACGGCGCGCGUCGUCGUGAAGUUCCCAGGAUUCCCACAGACUCACUCGCAGAGCGCGAUGAUCAUUCUGUCGCCCACAAAUGCCACCUUCAACUUCCUCUUCGUCUUCCCGUUCAACUUCGUGGACGGCAGCGGCACCGCCAUCAUCUACAUCUACAGCAGCAUCAUGGGGCCGUCGAUAGUCGGACUCGAGAACCUGCUGCAAAUGCCGUGCGGCUGCGGCGAGCAGACCAUGAUCUACCUAGCUCCCGGGAUCUACAUCCGCAUCUACCUGGAGCUCACGAUGCAGAUCACGAUCUCUGUCCGGGAGAAGUCGCAGAACUACAUGACGUCAGGCUACCAGCGUGAGCUCACCUUCGCGAGGAAUGACGGGUCCUUCAGCGCCUUUGGAAACAGGGACAGCGUGGGCAGCACAUGGCUCACGGCGUUCGUCCUGCGGAGUUUGAUGCAGGCCCGGCGCUACAUCUCGGUGGACGAGCAGGUGGUCUUCCGGGCCCGCAACUUCCUGCUGGGUGCCUUGCUGCCAUCUGGGAAGUUCGUGGAGCGUGGCAACGUCAUCCACAAGGAGCUGCAGGGCGGCUCCGCCGGGGCCAUCAGUCUCACGGCCUACACGCUGCUCGCCUUCCUGGAGGACCCCACGGCCAACACGGCCACGUACGUGAGAUCCGUUCAAUUCCUGGAGGCGAACGUCACCGGGGGCGGUGCAGCGACGAACCUUCCCCUGGCGCUCACCGCGUACGCCCUGGCGCUCGCCAACAGCAGCCAUGCCGGCGCGGCGCUGGCGCUGCUCAACGCACGCGCUACCGAAAAAGAUGGCCUCAAGUUUUGGGAGGACACGACGUCGGGUCAGCUGCAGUACUCGUGGCAGCCAUCGGCCGUCACCAUUGAGGCCACUGCGUACGCGCUGCUCGCUCACCUGCACCAGGGCAAGGUCAUCGAAGGAACGCCCAUCAUGAAGUGGCUGAGUCAGCAGCGGAACCACCUGGGAGGAUACUCCUCCACCCAGGACACGGUCGUGGCGCUGCAGGCCCUGUCGGAGUUCACGGUGGCGUCGUCGAUGCAGGCGGCCGGCGCGGUGACGGUGUCGGCGCCGGGCCUGGGCGUCCCACGCACCUUUCAGCUCACUGGCACGAGUGUCAUGGAGAGACACAGCAUUGAGAUUCCCCCAAGACCCAACAUGAACGUGACGCUGUCCACGAAUGGGUCUGCCACUAUCAUCGCGCAGCUGAACGUUUUCUACAACGUGCACCCGGCGGUGGCUCGGCGCAGCGCCCGCGCCGCGGCUCCCGUCCCGAGCUUCGAGCUGGUGGUGGGGCUCGACGACAGACAUGCCAACGGUUCCAUUGGGGAGAUGAUGCAGCUGAAGGUGUGCACGAGCUGGAAGGGCGAUGGCGAGUCCGGCAUGGCGCUCAUGGAGGUGAACCUGCUCAGUGGCUUCGUGGCGGCCAAGGACCAGAUAGUGAUGAUCAGUAACCUCAAGCUGGUGGAGGAAUCUCCGGGGAAGCUCUACCUCUACUUGGUGAAACUGACAGGCAGCCAGACGUGCGUGUUCAUCCCACAUUACCGAGUGGCCUUCGUAGCCAAAGCCAAGGAGGGAUCGGUUGCCAUCAGCGAUUACUACGAACCAAGGCGCAGGGUGGAGCGGGUGUACUCGUCGGCGCCGCUCUCCACGCUCGAGCUGUGCUCGCUGUGCGGGCCCGACUGCGCCAGGUGCAAGAGCAACGUGAAAGGCGGCGGGGAUUCGGCGGUCGUGCCGCUGCUGCCCCGCACCGUGCUGUGGGUGGCUGUGCUCACGACCCUCGGCCAGGCCUGGCUCGGCCUCUGAACGUCGGCGGCCCGCCCGCCGUUUGGCCCUCGGGCGACCGUUGCUCGGUGACUGCGUUUUUAAAAAAUCGACGCCCACCCCCCCCAAGGGGACAUCGUUUAGUGCUCGAUGCUCAUUGUUGUUAUAAAAAAAGUUCAACACGUAUCAUAACUUGAUCGUGAUAUUUUUACGUUCUCUAAUCGUGCAAGCUAUAUAUGUAUACAGGUAGUCCCCGACUUACGAUGGUCCGACUUACGAUAUUUUGAUCUUGCGAUGGCGAUAGUGAUAUGACAAAAUUGUUAAAUAUUUUCAAUUUCACGCGGCAGGCAAACGCAGCAGCGUACGAGGUACGAUACUGUAACUUUAUCAUCGCCAUCCUCCUCUUCCGACAACUAAGUUAAUGUAGCCAUCAG